UAAACAUGCACAAUCUAUACGAAAUAAAAUCAUACCUAUCUUGCUAACUAUAAUACCAUUGCUCCAAAAAAAUGUUUCUCUCAUUAGAGCUCAUUCAUAUCCCGUUUAUCUUGUUGUUCGUUUUCUUAUCGUUCUUGAUUCCUUUCAAAUUGCUUUCAUCUUCAUCUAAAACCCCAAAAAACAGGCCACCAACUCUUCAAAAGCUUCCGAUUAUUGGAAACCUUCACCAAAUAGACUCAAGCGCUCAUCUCUCUUUACGAGUCUUAAGUCAAAAACACGGACCACUUUUCUUGAUGCACCUAGGCAGUGUACCCGUGUUGGUAGUCUCCUCGGCCGAAGCAGCUAGAGAAAUCAUGAAAACACAUGAUUUGAUAUUCUCAAAUAGGCCAAAACUAUACUUUCAUGACAAACUUAGUUAUGGUUCUAAAGACAUUGCUUUUGCUCCCUAUGGAGAGCAUUGGAGGCAGGUCAAGAGCCUUACGGUGCUCAAUUUUCUAAGCCAUAAACAUGUUCAAUCAUUCCAAAAGAUACGAGAAAAAUUACUUCUUCGUAUGAUUGAAAUGGUCGGGAAAAGUUGUGGUUCUGUAAUUGAUAUGAGUGAAUUGCUUUUUUUGCUUACUACAAACAUACUAUGUGAGGUGGCCUUUGGACAGAAAAAUGAUGAUAUAAAGUUUAAGAAUGUAUUCGUAAAAUCUCAGAUCCUACUUGGCGGUUUUGAUAUAGGGAACUAUAUUCCAUGGCUAUCAUGGGUGAAUUGGUUGCGUGUCGGAGAAGCAAAUGAAAUUGUUAAAGAGUAUGAUGAGUUUCUUGAUGGUGUCAUCGACGAGCAUAAAAAUAAAAGCACAAAGGCGGAUGUUACUAAUGGUGAACAGAAUGAAGUACGUGAUUUAGUUGAUAUCUUACUUGAUGUUCAAAAGGAAAACAAACUCAAAUUUAAAUUUGGGAGAGAUACCAUUAAAGCCAUCAUCUUUGAUGUGUUUACUGCUGGAACUGAUACAACAAACACAACUAUGGAAUGGGCACUAAGCGAGCUAGUAAGAAACCCACGUGUAAUGAAGAAGUUGCAAACCGAGGCAACAAAAAUAGCUCGAGGAAGAUCAAUGAUAAGCGAGGAUGAUUUACAAGAAAUGCAUUACUUGAAAGCUGUCAUGAAAGAGAGCUUGCGAUUACACAUUCCAGUCCCACUACUAGUUCCUCACGAAGCGAGAGAGGAUGUUCAAGUAAUGGGUUAUGAUAUUGCAAAAGGCACCCAAGUGAUGAUUAAUGCUUGGGCAAUUGCAAGAGAUCCUUCCAUCUGGGAAGAACCAGAGAAAUUUAACCCGGAAAGGUUUUUGAACAGUUCCAUCGACUAUAAAGGAUUUGAUUUUGAAUUGAUACCUUUUGGUGCUGGUCGAAGAGGGUGUCCUGGUACUGAAUUUGCUAUGGUAAUCAAUGAGCUUGCUAUAGCCAAUAUAGUUCUUAAUUAUGAUUUAGCAUUGCCAAAUGAAGGUAAACCCGAAGAAUUAGACAUGAGCGGAACUUCUGGAUUAACUGUUCGUAAGAAGUCUCAUCUACUUGUUGUGCCUUCUUCUCGUUUAGAGUAAAGUAACUGCUCAAAUUUGCACCCUGGAUAGGGUUGACUAAUAUACAUAUAAUAUUGUAACAAUAUUCAAUAAACUCUUCUUGUAUCCCGACAAUGUUUCGGUAGAAGUGUGUUUUUCUUCUAUUCCAAGUUUAUCAUAUGUAAUGUAAAGUAAUUCAGUAUUUGUUUAGUGUGGCAUAUGUUGGCUUGUA
Messenger RNA from Erigeron canadensis, 1773 nucleotides. RefSeq names its product cytochrome P450 Tp4149-like. Lineage: Eukaryota; Viridiplantae; Streptophyta; Magnoliopsida; Asterales; Asteraceae. Gene Ontology annotation, molecular function: heme binding; oxidoreductase activity, acting on paired donors, with incorporation or reduction of molecular oxygen; iron ion binding. Bases 72 to 1583 code for a protein of 503 amino acids. The record is from RefSeq and is a predicted model, not a curated record. The transcript has 2 exons.